Messenger RNA from Chrysemys picta bellii (western painted turtle), 4591 nucleotides. NCBI's taxonomy places the organism in Eukaryota, Metazoa, Chordata, Testudines, Emydidae. The record is from RefSeq and is a predicted model, not a curated record.
AGUGGAGAGGUGGAGACAGGGGUGCGCCCUAUGGCUAAGGACAGCCCUGCUUCUGUGUAAAUAAGCAAUUGUAUAAAUAGCGCUGCUGUGCCAUCAUUUUUAUAACAAAAAAUUGUGGGGAACGGGACAAUGAGGGUGUUUAAGAGCUUGGUUCUUUUAUUUCUAGUACCUGUGGUGAAAGGUUCUAGGGUACAGCUGAAAAAUGGUGGCUAUGAGGAUAUUGUUAUUGCAAUUAACCCUGAGUUACCAGAAGAUCACAAUAUCAUUAGAAACAUACAGGACAUGGUCAAAGAGGCUUCUACUUACUUGUUCAAUGCUACAAAACAGAGAUUUUUUUUCAAGGCUGUAAAAAUUAUAAUUCCUCUGCAUUGGCUGCCAAAACCUGAGUAUUUAAGUGUAAAAACAGAGUCAUAUGAUAAGGCAGAUGUUAUCGUGGCUAAUCCUUUCUUGAAGUAUGGAGAUAAUCCCUACACGCUGCAAUAUGGAGGAUGUGGGGAAAAGGGACGAUACAUUCAUUUCACUCCCAACUUCCUGUUAAAUGACACUUUGUAUAACAUCUAUGGAUCACGAGCUAAAGUUUUUGUCCAUGAAUGGGCCCAUCUUCGUUGGGGAGUAUUUGAUGAAUACAAUAAUGAUGCACCUUUCUAUGUGUCUGUAAACUCUGGAAAAGAAACUGUUGAAGCAACUAGAUGUUCGGCUGAUAUCACUGGUAAAUAUAUAGUCCAAAGCUGCACAGGAAACAGCUGCACGACAAGAGAAUGUGAAUAUGAUCAACAGACAAAGCUGUAUGAAGCUGGAUGUAAAUUUGUACCAGAAAAAACACAAAAUGCCCCAGCAUCUAUAAUGUACAUGCAAAGCCUCCCUUCUGUGGUUGAGUUCUGUGAUCAAAGUACUCAUAAUAAAAAGGCUACAAAUAUGCAGAACAAAAUGUGCAACUACAAAAGCACCUGGGAAGUAAUUAUGAACUCUACGGACUUCAGUAACACCUCUCCAAUAAAUAGCGCAAGUCCUCCGUUUGAGACCUCCUUCUCAUUGCUGCAGACCAAAGACAGAGUAGUCUGUCUAGUACUUGAUGUUUCUGGGAGCAUGGACAGGUAUAACCGCAUUAAUCGUCUGUAUCAAGCUGCGGAGAUAUUCCUGCUACAGAUUAUCGAAAUGGAUUCCUGGGUUGGAAUUGUCACAUUCGAAUCUACAGCACAAAUUACAUGUAAUCUACGACAAAUAGUCACUGAGAAUGUACGCCAUGAUCUUACCAAAUGCCUGCCUACAUCAGCUGGUGGAGGAACUAACAUCUGCGCAGGAGUACGCAAAGGAUUUGAGGUGAUUAAACAAAAAUACUCUAAUCUCGAUGGUUCUGAAAUUGUACUGCUGACAGUUGGAGAGGAUUCAGGUAUGAGCAAUUGCCUUUCGGAGGUAAAAAAUAGUGGAUCGAUCAUUCACACUGUUGCCUGGGGGCCAAAUGCUGCUCCAGAACUAGAACAAUUUUCAGACAUGACAGGAGGCUUAAAGUUUUAUGCCACAGAUACAGUUGAUUCCAAUGGCCUAAUUGAUGCAUUCAGUGGAAUUUCAUCAGGAAGUGGAAGUAUUUCUGAACAGCCUAUUCAGCUUGAAAGUACAGCUCAGAGUGUCGCAGUCAAGCAGUGGAUGAAUGGUACAGUGACUGUAGAUAGCACUGUGGGAAAGGACACCUUCUUUGUAGUUACAUGGGAUCGAAGCACAUCUCCACCUGACAUUUUACUGCGGGACCCCAAAGGAAAAGAAUAUAGAACAUCAAACUUCACAGUUAGUGAUCUAAACCUCCGAACAGCUCAACUGAAUAUAGCAGGCACUGCAGAGGUGGGGGAUUGGUUACAUUGGAUUCAAAAUAACCACACAGAAUCUCAAGUCAUAUCAAUGAUAGUAACAUCUCGAGCAGCAUCUUUGGCUGCGCCUCCAGUGACUGUGAAAGCCCAAAUGAACAAGGAUACAAACAACUUCCCUAAUCCAAUGGUGAUUUAUGCAGAAGUUAGUCAAGGAUUUUUGCCUGUUCUUGGUGCAACCGUGAUGGCCACUGUUGAACCACAGACUGGAUCUGCAGUGGAGCUCAGACUCCUUGAUGAUGGUUCCGGUGCUGAUAUUAUCAGUGAAAUCAAAAUGAAUGCACCAAGACCUGAAACUAGUAAUGAGGAAAUUCAAGCAAACCUAGGAAGUUUCAACAGAGUUGCAACAGGAGGUUCUUUUGUAGUGAAGAAUGUUCCGUCAGGAGGAAUUACUGAUAUGUUCCCACCCUGUAAAAUUACUGACCUUGAGGCUGAGUUUGAAGAAGAUAAAAUUCACUUGUCUUGGACAGCUCCCGGGAAUGACUUUGAUGUGGGACAAGCUGAUAGAUACAUAAUAAAAAUGAGUGAAAGUCUUCUGGACCUAAGGAACACCUUUGAGAAUGCUACUUCAGUGAAUACCUCUAGUCUGGUACCUAAACCUGCCGGCACCAAAGAAUCAUUUCAGUUUAAACCGGAAAAUGUCACAAUAGAAAAUAGCACCAUAAUCUACUUUGCAAUACGUGCCAUUGAUAAUGCCUCCCUGACCUCAGAGGUGUCUAAUGUAGUACAGGCAGCUCAGUUUGUUCCUCCAAAGGAAUCCUUGCCUGAUACGCUUCCUACUGAAGUUAUCACUAACAGUGUUCCUAAAUAGGGAUCCUUGUCUGAUAUGCUUCCUAAUGAUGGUAUAAAUGAUGGUAUCAAUGUUUCAAUAAUGGUAACUGGGUCUGUAAUAGCUGUAUUAAUAGCUGUAAGUAUAACUGUCUGUAUUUUACAUAAGAAAAAUAGAAAGGGAGGCCCUGAGCUCAGAAUGUAAUAAAACGAAUUGUAAGAUGAAAGCUCAAUUUAUAUUUAUCCUAAUUUGUUCUAUUUGUGAUUUUCAAAAUACAUAAGGAAAGACAAAUUUGUAAUAGAUUUGAAAAUUAAGUGCAUUGACUUUAAAAUAGAGGUGAAUUUAUACGUAUUUUGAUCUGCUUUCAAUGAGUGUAUAGUAUGUUACAGUACAUUAUGUAGACUGAACAGUGAAUUUAAAAGUAUAUACUGAGUAAACUAAGACACAUCAGUAUAAUGUGUAGCAUAUAAAUGACAAUCUAAUUGUAUAUUUUAAUUAUAAUCUUGCUAGAGUUCUGCAACAUUAGGUAUUCUAUGCUUUAUUUUUUUAAAAAUAGGAAAAAAAUCUUUCUAAUUUUGUUUUCCAGUUGCUUAGCAGUCAGGGAGGGGAGAUUUAAGAAGAAAUUAGAUCUGUAAUCUUUGGUGUUCAUACAUUACUUUCAGUUAUAUUCAAUGAGUAGGAAACAUAAAUGUAUACAUCUGUUGGUCCUGAGCCUGCAACUGCUUAGGUACAUGCAUAACUCAACUCUCAUCCUAUGACUAAUGCAGGUGUUUAAAUAUUCACAGGAUCAGGGCCAUAUGUUAUCCCAAAAUGAGCAUAUGGAAAACACUUUUUACCUGACAUAAUCAUCAAACACACAUGCAACAUUCCAACUCUAAAUGACAGAACAAAAGCAAAAUAGUAGAAGAGAAAACACUAGGUAGCAGAAAUGCCACUUACCACAGCAUGUGACAGAAGCGAAGGCAUGUAGCACCCUGUGAUGUGAUGCUCCAGAAAUGGCAAAGGAUCACCCAUUCUUUGGAUAAUGAAAACAUCCAUCGUUACAUUAGAUAGGAUCAAAUUAUUUUAUAAGGUAUAUAAACCCUCAUGCCUCAGGUCAUCAGCUAAUCACUAGCAGGGGCUAGGGAGGAACUUUUCCAUGUGCAAAUUAUUCCAUAAUUGUCCAUUAUGAGAUUUCUUGCUGCUUCCACUGACAUAUACUUAGAAAUAUUGGGCCAACAUGGAUAUGCCUACACUCAGAUUGUUUACAAUUUUAAUUAACUGACAGUUAGCUCAAGGUAGUUACCACAUUUGGACUAUGCCUGGACCAAACACUGGGGAAUGUCCAUGUUAGCUUUUACAAACAUAUUAAGUGAAAAUCACUAGUGAAGACAAGCCCUUUCGGAGAAGUGUAUCUGGGCUCAUAUGGACCAUCGAUCUGAUUGGGUAGUGCAAUUCCUAUGUUUCUCAGAUGGUUUUUUUUAUGGCAUGAAGUGAAAGUAAGAAAUUGAAUUGAACUCAUAGUUGCUCUUCCAAAUGUAAAGGCAAUAUAACUCCCCGUUUUUGUUUUGUCUGGUGCAUGUUGGUUUUCUUCACUUCUCUUGGGGAUAGGUGAAUGGGACAGAAGAGAGUGAUUAGUAGAAUAGCUGUGUAAUAAACAGAAGGCUUGGAUGCUUGAUGCAUAUGUGUUAUUCAUAAAGACCAGUAAAACAAAACAGACCAUGGGAACUGGGGAUUGUGUUUUACUUUUUAUUUUUUAAUUAAUCUCUAGUCCUGGUGAGAAAUAUUCUGAAUAGGGGAUUUCUCACAUUAUGAUCUGCCCAAUCAUAUAUAUCUGAGCUGUUUCCUGAUAGAAAAAUUAAGCUGGGAGUCUAGGAGCAUUUGACUUAGUGAUGACAUUUGAUUACCAUCUGGAGAUCUGUGUUUGGGGCUGGUCCUUCAUUCCUGACAUGGCAAAAGCUAAGAGCACUGUAAAGAGAAAAUG